Molecule: messenger RNA, 441 nt
Organism: Durotheca rogersii
Lineage: Eukaryota; Fungi; Ascomycota; Sordariomycetes; Xylariales; Xylariaceae
Exons: 3
Coding region: 1-441 (146 amino acids)
Source: RefSeq, a predicted model, not a curated record
AUGCUGCUCAUCGCGUUCAUCCCGUUCCUCGUCCUGCCCCUCCUCUCCUUCGCCGACCUCCCCAACUCGAAAGGCAGCGUCUCUCCCCCUCUCGACUUCCGCGGCGUCGUCGAGGAGGCACUCCAGGCGAGCCUCAACGCGACGCCGCGCGCGUCGCUGAACCAGUGGAAGCGCAUGGUCGAGGAGAGCAGCCUCGACCCUUCCGACUUCCACGUGCUGCAGGUCGGCUACAAGGACUGCGCCCAGUCGUGGGUGGUGAUGUGCCGCCACAGCGGCGCCAACACCUCGGUCGACACCCUAGUCAGCUUCUCCCACCAGUUCGCCACCUUCCAGGCCCACUACCGCGAGGUAAUCGCGCCGAACCUCAAGCCGAACUGCACCCGCCGCCUCCUCGACAGCCCGAUCGCGCACAUGGCGCGCGGCGCGACGGCCCCAUCGUGA